CGGAAAAGUUGGUAUGAUCCAAGCUGUUCGGCAGAUUUUGUCUAGUACACACACCUGUUCCUUCAGGUGGACAAAAAGAACAUCUUUAGUUAAGGUUCUAAAAUUCUUCAACAGCUAAAGCUACCAGCAGCACUUGGGGCAACAAUGUCGAUCAGGGCAAAGAGGCUGCUGGUUCUUCUGCUGAUCAUCCUGAAGGAAGCUGGACCGACCGCAGCCUGCAGCAGCAGCUGUUCAUCAGACUGUGACUGCAGCAGCAGAGGCCUCACCAGUGUUCCUCAGGACCUGCCUACAACCAUCACUCGACUGGUCUUGCAUCUAAAUGCCAUCACAGCCUUGAGUCGGUCUGACUUCUCAAGGUAUAGGAACUUGGGAAGAUUAGAUGCUAGUUCUAAUCAGAUCUCCAUUAUCAAUAACGGAACAUUUCAUGACUUGACCAGCUUAACUUACUUGUACCUUAGCAACAACCAGUUAACCAAUCUUACUGCUGAUAUGUUUGAGGGGCUUAGAAACCUGCAGGUCUUGUGGCUUCACCAUAACCAGUUGAAAAGUCUGCCAGCUGACAUAUUUGAAGGACUUGGCAGCCUGCGGAACUUGUUUCUUUCCCAUAAUCAAUUAAGCAGUCUGCCAGAUGGCAUCUUUGAGGGGCUGGGUAGUCUGGGGGACUUGCGUCUUGACCAGAAUCAGUUGUCCAAUCUGUCAGCUAGCAUAUUUGAGGGACUUGGUAGACUAGGGGGCGUGUUUCUUUCCGACAAUCAAUUGUCUAGUUUGCCAGCUACCAUAUUUAAGGGACUUGAUAGCCUGCAGGACCUACGUCUUGACCGGAAUCAGUUGAGAAAUCUGCCCCCUGGCAUAUUUGAGGGACUGGGUAGCCUGCGAGUCUUGAUACUAAACCAGAAUCGGUUGUCCAACAUACCAGCUGAUAUGUUUGAGGGACUUGGAAAUUUGCAGGAAUUGUAUCUUGCAACAAAUCAAUUGUCCAGUCUGCCGGCUAACUUGUUUCAAGGACUUGGUAGCUUGCAGAGGUUGUGGCUUCAACAAAACCAGUUGACUGCCCUACCUGCUGGCAUAUUUGAGGGAUUCAGCAACCUGCAGUACUUGUAUCUUCACGAGAAUCAGUUUUCCAUCCUGCCAACUGAUACAUUUUUGGGACUUGAUAGCCUGCUGCUCUUGUAUCUUGGCCGCAAUCAGUUGUCAAGUCUACAACCUGACAUGUUUGAGGGACUUGACAACCUGCAGCAGUUGUAUCUUUACCAGAAUCAGCUGACCGUCCUGCCAGCAGGCAUAUUUGAAGGACUUAACAGCCUGCACUACUUGUGGCUUGAUCAGAAUCAAUUGCCUAGUCUACCAGCUGGCAUAUUUGAGGGGCUUGGUAGCCUGCAGUACUUGUAUCUUUCCAACAACCCCUGGCAGUGUGACUGCAGAAUGGCUCCUUUUAAGCGAAUGAUGAUGAAUGGAUCAUACCCACUGGCAAACAUUCGAUGUGCUGGGCCUGCUCACCUGGCAGGAAAAGACUUACGACAAGACGUGAGUCUUGCUGACAUGAUCUGUGAAAGGACAACAGUUGGCUACACUUCAAGAAGCACCUCGACUCCUGUUGCUGAGACAGAAGCACUACCGACAACUCAGCCCCAAAUGACAAAAACCAAUGGUGGCACCACGCCUGGUAAGCUCCCUCUGUUUUUCUCACUGCUUUUAUUGAUGGUGGUAGGGGAGAGUGAUAUAAGUAUUUGGAAAUAUCGUCAUCUAAGUGAUACUGUAACUUAAAGGCAAAUGGGAAAGAUGAAGAGAGAGAACCUUCCCCUGUACUGUUGACAUAUCCUGUAUGUAUGUCAUCAAGUGAGAUGUCUGGCAUAAAAGGGCAUAAAGGCUAUGAAAAGUUUAUCUGCUGUCCAUGA
Messenger RNA from Branchiostoma floridae (Florida lancelet), 1895 nucleotides. RefSeq names its product leucine-rich repeat-containing protein 15-like. NCBI's taxonomy places the organism in Eukaryota, Metazoa, Chordata, Leptocardii, Amphioxiformes, Branchiostomatidae. The record is from RefSeq and is a predicted model, not a curated record. The coding region runs from base 145 to 1764 and encodes 539 amino acids. The transcript has 2 exons. Gene Ontology annotation, molecular function: protein binding.